CUUGUUUCCUUUUUUUGUAGUCACUUUUUAUUUUACUCAUUCAUACAUAAAUAUUACGCAUCUUCAUUAUUCAAAACAUAUGCUGCCAUCAAAGAACCGGCUGCAGGCCAAGCAAAAGAUCCUUAACCCACGCUCGGUCGCACUGUCAUCUGAGCCAGUGUUGCAUAAAAACAAGGAAGGGGACAAAACCAGCAACAAGCAGCAAGCGGCCAAAGAGCAAACAAGCACAGCGACAACGACAACAUCGAAGCUGAUAACAGCCGCUCCAGCUCCGUUCAGCUGGACAGCAGUGAGCAGCGAACCAGCAGCAUCAUCAGUUGCAUCAGCGGCAGCAACAUCCGCCAGCACUACCGCUACCACUGGAGAGCAGUACACAUACGUUACUGAUGAGAGCGGAUACACGUGGCUUUACGACACGAUCUACGGGCAGUACUACUACUACGAUGCCGCGCAAGGAACGUAUAUUCCCUAUGGACAACCAGUAACCACUGCCGCUGCUGCUACUGGCUCCGAGCAGUCCAAUGCGAAUGACAACGACAACGGCAAUGGCGAUGGCAAGGAGGGUAAAGACGGCAAGAGCAAUAAGAAGCGGCGAAUAGUGCGUAUGGCCGGCGGACAAGUAUGGGAGGACGCAACGUUGGACAAAUGGCCAACCGACGACUACCGGCUAUUUGCCGGUGAUCUGGGCCCAGAGAUGACUAGCGAAAUGCUCCAGCAGGUAUUUGGCAAGUUCGAAAGCCUUCAGCGCACUCAUGUGGUGCGGGACAAAAAGACGGAUAAGAGCCGCGGGUACGGGUUUUUGAGCUUUGGCAAUGCUGAUGAUUUCCUCAAAGCGUGGAGGGAGUUUAACGGCAAGUAUGUGGGCAGCAGACCGAUUACGCUGCGGAAAAGCAACUGGAAGGACCGCAAUGCUGAUAUUCGCAAGGUCAAGAGACAGGAUAAGCGUGCGUUUUUGGAGUUUAAGCACAAGAAAAAAUAAAUACAAAAAAUAAGA
Kickxella alabastrina is the source of this 994-nucleotide messenger RNA. RefSeq lists its product as uncharacterized. Lineage: Eukaryota; Fungi; Kickxellomycota; Kickxellomycetes; Kickxellales; Kickxellaceae. The transcript has a single exon. Gene Ontology annotation, molecular function: mRNA binding. The record is from RefSeq and is a predicted model, not a curated record. Bases 80 to 979 code for a protein of 299 amino acids.